AUGGAUAUGGAAAUCAAAGAUUUCGAUAAAUUUUCUGGAUUUAGAAUUAACUGCACGAAGGAUUUGAUUGUUAAGGGAAGUAUAAGUGCCGUGGUGGGCAUGAUACUGGGGAUUAUGUGCUCGCUUAUAGUCAAUUGCACGUUAGUUGAGGUGUCCCUGUCGAAGUUUUUUUCCAUGUACUUCGGUAUACUAUUCAUCGUAGUUGGACUAAUAAUUUUCUGGAGGUUGCACGCGAAUGUAACGGACGAAGCAGAAAAUAGAAGAAGCCAACUGAUGAUCUUGGCGGGACUGAUUGUUUUUUCAGGAAUUUUGUGCCUCUUCUUCGACCGUUCGUGGCUGUUUUCCCUAUCGCCCCUAUCCAAAGUCCCCAUUUACUGCAUCCUCGGAAUUAGCAUUUCUUUCGCAUUAACAUUCAGCUUAAUAGAUUUGAUAAACUACCUGAUCGGGUUUAUCCAGGGGUCCAUAACGAGGCCGCUAAUCGAGUCGGUAGCGCAGGUGUACCUGAUUCUACUGUUCACAAUAACAAUGGGAGCGAUAUUUGGGUUCAUUUUUGGUUUGCUGGACGUAGAAGACGAAUCCUCCCACCAUAUUCGCUUGGCCCUGAUGAAGGCGGAAAAUUGUUGCUUCCCCCUGGGAGCCGUUCUAGGAGGAAUAGCCGGGUUUGGUAAUGAAGUUUUCAGGCAACAAAGCGAAGCCUACAAAAUUGAAAAUGUUACCGAAUUUGAUGAUGAAGUUUGA
Messenger RNA from Plasmodium coatneyi, 738 nucleotides. RefSeq lists its product as uncharacterized. The record is from RefSeq and is a predicted model, not a curated record. NCBI's taxonomy places the organism in Eukaryota, Apicomplexa, Aconoidasida, Haemosporida, Plasmodiidae. The coding region runs from base 1 to 738 and encodes 245 amino acids. The transcript is spliced from 5 exons.